This is a messenger RNA of Xyrichtys novacula (pearly razorfish), 543 nucleotides long. The record is from the annotation of a GenBank genome assembly. NCBI's taxonomy places the organism in Eukaryota, Metazoa, Chordata, Actinopteri, Labriformes, Labridae.
AUGUUUUUGAUGGGGCCACUUAUCAAACUUGUUUUUUUUCCCAAUGACGUACAACUGACUAAACCAACAAAGAGCAACAACGAUGAAUCAAAAAUGCGAACAAAGACACAGAAAAGACUGACAUUGUCUGGAUGGAUGUCAGUGGACACCUUUGUUUUGACCUUUUCCAACCAGAGAGGAAACCCUGCAGUGUUUGUGUUUUUCUCUCCAUCUGUGAAUUUUGUUGUGGACACACUUAAACGUCAAGAGCAGCUCAAGGCUGCCACAGCGACAGAUUGGAGGAGCAGCAUCGCUCCGAGUCCUCGUCAACAAAGUGCUUUUUCACUGCCGAAAGAAUUUAUGUGUAUGUUUAAAGCACACUCUCUGUCAUUGGAAAGGGAUGGGUUUUUUUUCCUAUUUCAGGAGCUGAUAUGUUUGACCAUGUCAACUUUUAAGUGUUUUUUUCAUCCUCACUUGUGCAUAGAAACUGGUCCAUCCGACGAGAGCCGCUGCGAGUAUCGUACAUCACAGUGUACAUUUGAAAAGGAACAACAAGAGACAUGA